Molecule: messenger RNA, 519 nt
Organism: Coniophora puteana RWD-64-598 SS2
Lineage: Eukaryota; Fungi; Basidiomycota; Agaricomycetes; Boletales; Coniophoraceae
Exons: 3
Coding region: 1-519 (172 amino acids)
Source: RefSeq, a predicted model, not a curated record
AUGAGACGACAGCGGCACAAUGGCACGCAGCGGCGGGGAAACAACGACGGCGGGAGGGCAACAGCGUCGGCGACAACAACAGGGCGGCGACGGCAACUUUACGGGGUGACGACGGCUAGUCUUCGGCGACUAGAGGUGCGGUUCGACGACGGCGGCGACGGGUUCAGCGGCGGGCGGUUUUCGGCGACCGGGGGCGCAGGGGCAUCGACGGCGGGUACACGACGGCACGCGGGGACAGCAGCGGCGUCGGCGGGUUCUACGACGGCACGCGAGAGCGGCGGCAGCGUCGAUGAGGGGCACGGCGGCAGGGACGAGCAGCGGCGUGCGAGGAGCAGCGGCGGCAGGUGCGGCACACGGCAGGAGGCGGCCUCAGCAGAGGACUUACGCAAGGGUCCAGCGGCGACGGCAGGCGCACAGAGCGGUGCGGCGGCCGGAAAAUCGAGGUCGCACGGGCUCGCGACGACGCACAGCGCGUUUGUCCCGGGCAAGAGGAGGGUGCCCGAAGGGGCAAUCGCGUGA